GUCAUAGUUGAGCCUGUUUUCUGUUUACACUCUCAAUUAAUUUGUAAGGAAUAGCUUCAGAGUGUCUACAGCUCCCAAGAUUGUUGAUAAUGGACAAAGGCUUCAUCGGUCAUCCUCCAUAUCCUGGACAGCCAUUGGUCCAAGGCAACAUGUCCUACCCAGAUCAGCAGUAUCUUUACCCACCUCAACCAGUUCAAAUGACCAACGCUUACCCCCCACAACCCACACAAGGGGUAUACAUGGCGGGACCCACGAUAAACCAAACAGUCCAGAAUGUAUCUACACCCACACAAGCGGUAUUCAUGGCGGGACCCACAGUAAACCAAACAGUCCAGAAUGUAUCUAUACCUGGCAUAGUGAACACACAUUAUGCUCAACAACCCACACCAGGAAUAGUCAGUUCCUCCACUGUGACUCAAACUGUCCAGUCUGCAUCCAUGCCUGGUGUAGUUUACACUCAACAACCCACACAAAGUGUCAUGGCUGCCUCCACUGUGACUCAAACUGUCCAGUCUACAUCUAUGCCUGGUGUAGUCCCGCAGAUGGUAAUGAUUCCCCCACAUCUGACUGAUGUCCCGGGGCAAAUGAAAUGCCGAUUCUGCCAACAACAGAUUGUCACAGAAACAACAUUCACCAGUGGUCUACUGGUCUGGGGCGUCUGUAUUGGUCUUGGCAUUUUCAUGAUCUGGCCGUUUUGUUUGAUUCCGUUCUGUGUGAAUGCCUGCAAGGAUGUGGAACAUCGCUGUACAAACUGCAAGACCCUCGUGCAUGUGCACAAACGCAUUUAACUGUUUCUGAAGCAAAGAAAAUCUGAACAAAUUACCAAAAAACUUUAGGAGAACUUAAGACAACAUAAACCAAGACUGUCUUAAAAUGAUUUGCACUUUGUAACUUCUUUAAAUACAAACCAAUCAGCCACGUCUUCACUUAACCUGUACCCAAGUGUCUGGGUCUAUUUUUCGAUUACAUUUUGCAUGCCUAAAAACAAAUUGAAUUGCAAUGUAUUGUAUAAUACGUCAUGUGAUUUAGUUUCUAUUUUAUCACUUUCCUUUCUUAUGCCGUUAUGGUGAAGAUGGAUGGAUGGAUGGGUGGGUGUUUG
Molecule: messenger RNA, 1099 nt
Organism: Xyrauchen texanus (razorback sucker)
Lineage: Eukaryota; Metazoa; Chordata; Actinopteri; Cypriniformes; Catostomidae
Product: lipopolysaccharide-induced tumor necrosis factor-alpha factor homolog
Exons: 7
Coding region: 90-788 (232 amino acids)
Molecular function (GO): zinc ion binding
Source: RefSeq, a predicted model, not a curated record